Eleginops maclovinus (Patagonian blennie) is the source of this 2356-nucleotide messenger RNA. It is a transcript of the gene cyp1a, whose product is annotated as cytochrome P450 1A1. Gene Ontology annotation, biological process: progesterone metabolic process; hormone biosynthetic process. Gene Ontology annotation, molecular function: heme binding; oxidoreductase activity, acting on paired donors, with incorporation or reduction of molecular oxygen, reduced flavin or flavoprotein as one donor, and incorporation of one atom of oxygen; steroid 17-alpha-monooxygenase activity. The record is from RefSeq and is a predicted model, not a curated record. Lineage: Eukaryota; Metazoa; Chordata; Actinopteri; Perciformes; Eleginopidae.
AAGAAGGAAAAAAAAGAGAGGAGUUGUCACCAUGGUGCUAAUGAUCCUACCAGUUAUUGGAGCGGUGUCGGUGUCAGAGAGUCUGUUGGCGAUGGUGACGGUGUGCCUGGUCUACCUGAUUCUCAAGUGUUUUAACACCAAGAUUCCCGAGGGGCUUCGUCGGCUUCCCGGCCCGAAGCCCCUGCCCAUCAUUGGGAACGUGUUUGAGGUGGGCAGCCGACCUUACCUGAGCCUCACCGCCAUGAGCAAACGCUACGGCGACGUCUUCCAGAUCCAGAUUGGCAUGCGCCCCGUGGUUGUGCUGAGCGGCAGCGACACCAUCCGCCAGGCUCUCAUCAAGCAAGGGGAGGAUUUUUCGGGCCGACCCGACCUGUACAGCUUCCGGCUCGUCAACGAUGGCAAGAGUCUGGCCUUCAGUACGGACCAGGCCGGCGUGUGGCGCGCCCGCAGGAAGCUGGCCUACAGCGCCCUGCGCUCCUUCUCCACCCUGGAGGGCACGACCCCAGAGUACUCCUGCAUGCUGGAGGAGCACAUCUGCAAAGAAGGGGACUAUCUGAUCAGACAGCUGAACACCGUCAUGAAGGCGGACGGCAGCUUCGACCCGUUCCGCCACAUCGUCGUCUCUGUUGCCAACGUAAUCUGCGGCAUGUGCUUCGGCCGGCGCUACAACCACGACGACCAGGAGCUGCUGGGCCUGGUGAACCUCAGCGACGAGUUUGGACAGGUGGUGGGGAGCGGAAACCCCGCAGACUUCAUCCCCCUUCUCCAGUACCUGCCCAGCAACACGAUGAAGAAGUUCAUGAGCAUCAACGUCCGCUUCAACGCGUUCGUGCAGAAGAUCGUCACCGAGCACUACACCACCUACGACAAGAAUAACAUUCGUGACAUCACAGACUCCCUCAUCGAUCACUGUGAAGACAGGAAGCUGGACGAGAACUCAAACAUCCAGAUGUCUGACGAGAAGAUCGUAGGAAUCGUCAACGACCUGUUCGGAGCCGGUUUUGACACCAUCUCCACAGCCCUGUCUUGGGCGGUGAUGUACCUGGUGGCUUACCCAGAGAUCCAGGAGAGGCUUUAUCAAGAACUGAAGGACAAAGUGGGUCUGAAUCGCAGUCCUCUCCUCUCUGACAAACCCAACCUACCCUCCCUGGAGGCCUUCAUCCUGGAGCUCUUCCGCCAUUCUUCCUUCCUGCCCUUCACCAUCCCUCACUGCGCGACGAAAGACACAUCUCUGAACGGCUACUUCAUUCCCAAAGACACCUGUGUGUUUAUCAAUCAGUGGCAGAUCAAUCAUGACCCUGAGCUGUGGAAGGAUCCAUCUUCCUUCGACCUGGACCGCUUCCUGAGCGCUGACGGCACCGAGGUCAACAAGCAGGAGGGGGAGAAGGUGAUGGUGUUCGGCAUGGGGAAGCGGCGCUGCAUCGGUGAGGUCAUCGCAAGGAAUGAAGUCUACCUCUUCCUGGCGAUCAUUGUCCAGAGACUGCACUUCCACGCCAUGCCCGGGCAGCCGCUGGACAUGACCCCGGAGUACGGCCUCACGAUGAAGCACAAGCGCUGCCACCUGAGGGCCACGAUGCGAGCCAGGAACAAGGAGUGAAGCUAUUCAUUAUCUUUGAAAUUUAUGACUCAAUGUAAGCUGACUCUUGACACUGUGAGGCUCAGAACAACAGGCGGUGAGAGAAGCGUCUUUCUCAGAAUGUAAGGCACAACAUGCCAAAUUUAAUCCACAGAGCUAGCGGCAUUAACGCGGAGAGGUGAAAUGUGCUUUUUGCAGAUUGUCAGAGAUGUUUUUGGUUCUCUCAGAGAUAUUCCUGCACAUUGUUGGUGCCUCUAAGACGAAUAAGGAAAUGUGGUUCUCCUGAGUUGUGCAUUAAAGUUGUGAAACGCUGCCUAGUUUGGGAUGCGCAGCAGGUUUCACUGAGGCAUUAUUAUUUAGGCUAUUGCAACCUAAAUUCCUUCCUUCUGUCACACAGGACUCUGAACUUAACUGAUAGUACCUUAUGAUACCAUUUACACUUGUAAGCUAAUUAUUCUGAUUCCAUUAUAAUGUGGAUUUAAGACACUGAAGCUAUAUCUGUAUCCCAGAAUGUGAUUUUUUUUCGUGUGUAUAUCAAGCUAUUUCUAUUGUUUUUAAAUACAUUUUUAUGUGCCUAGCGUUUGUAUAUAUUUGAGGUGAGAAAAGUUUCGCUCUGCAUCUUCAUGCCAAAAGAGUUGCAGUGAUUUUCUUUGGAAUAUAUCAGUAGUACAAUUUUUUUGUAUUUGUAUCUCUAACGUAUGGACGAUUGUAUAACAUGUAAGGGCAUUGGAUCGGAGCGUCCUUUAAUCAGCAACACAAAUAAAUAUGUUGGAAGAUUGA